AUGGCCAGUGCUCCUGUUAGAUCUAAUGUAUGGAUGAUAGAUGUCAUGGGAUACUAUCUAACAAAUGAUUUACAAGCUACUAAUGAAGAAAUCGACUAUUUGAAGCGUUUAUGUGCACUGAAAUCAAAACCACGAGAAGCUUCCAUAAAACUUAAAGGUGUUCGUAAUCCAUCUACGAUCAUCGAUGACUAUCUCUAUCAUGGAGAUUUGGGCCAUGCACUUAAUAAAAAUCUACUUGAAGAGCUCGAUAUUCGGCAUAUUGUCAACGUUUGUGAUUCACCAUUAAACAAAGAAAUUCUUGAUCAUUUUAACGUAUUGUGGAUAAAUGUAAGCGAUGAACUUAGUGCUAAUAUUCGUCAAUAUUUCGAUAGAACAAAUGAAUUUUUACAUGCUUGCAAGCUAAAAAAUGAAAAAGUUCUUGUUCACUGUCAGAUGGGCAUUUCUCGUUCUUCGUCGAUUAUUCUAGCAUAUUUGAUCAAGUAUCACUUCGAUAAUCUUUAUGAUGCUUACGAUCACUUGGUUCAAUGUCGGAGAAUCGUAUCACCUAAUUUUGGUUUUUUUCUACAGCUAAUUCGGUACGAGAGCGACUUGCAUAGUAGCAAGACAAUCAAAGAUGAUCACGUAUCGAACGAAUCAAUUGGGACUGUUACAACUCCAUCUUCUGUUAACUCUAAUCUAAUCGAAUCAACCAAACAAUAG
Rotaria socialis is the source of this 699-nucleotide messenger RNA. NCBI's taxonomy places the organism in Eukaryota, Metazoa, Rotifera, Eurotatoria, Philodinida, Philodinidae. The record is from the annotation of a GenBank genome assembly.